Molecule: messenger RNA, 2208 nt
Organism: Aedes albopictus (Asian tiger mosquito)
Lineage: Eukaryota; Metazoa; Arthropoda; Insecta; Diptera; Culicidae
Gene: Sans
Product: pre-mRNA splicing regulator USH1G
Exons: 8
Coding region: 577-2025 (482 amino acids)
Molecular function (GO): protein binding
Source: RefSeq, a predicted model, not a curated record
ACAAAAAAAUAUUUGUAAUAGCUCAUGUAUUGAAUAUUAGCGGUCUAUGGCAUCAUCAAUUGCUGUCUGUUAUCUUAUCAGUAUUGCCCCGUUAACCGAUAGGGAAUGUCCGUUGGAAAUUGUUUCCACCAUAUCGACCGAAACCUAAUUGAAGGUGCUAUCAGUGACAAAUAACGCAGAUUUGAUUGCAAUCACGACCAAUUGAACGCGCAGUGUAAUUGAAGUUUCUGUCUUUUUAUGAAAACGGCAACCUUAAUGUGUUCAUGUAGUGAUUACCUGCUAUUCGGGCGUCGUGAAACAUCAGCAAGGAUGAUAUUUCUACCAAUCCCUCGUACUGCGUGUGAAGGAUGAUGAGUUGUGUACUGUACAUGCAAAUUCUCCGAUUAAGAUGGAUUAAUGUGAACCACGUAUUGUGUGCAUCCAAGAGCAGUUGUGUGUUUAAGAAGCACAUGGCUUGAACAGUGAAGAGUAAGAGGUACAGAUAUUGCUUAUAAAAGCAUAUACAAUAGUGUAUGUGGGAAUACGGUGGACGAAUAAAUGAAAGCGGAAGUGCUAAGCUAACAGUCAACGGAAGCAAUGUCGUCGGACAGAAUACACAGAGCGGCGAAAGAUGGCCUGCUUGAUGUGCUCAAAGAGGCUACCCGAGCCGAGUCAAAUUCCAAAGAUGCCGAUGGUAUGACACCGGUGCUAUGGGCCGCCUUCGAAGGUCGAUUGGAGGCUCUUAAACUACUAGUUGGAAGAGGAGGUGAUCCAGAUAAAUCAGACCAAUUCGGAAACACUGCGCUGCAUUUAGCCUCCGCCAAGGGUCACAUGCCAUGUGUGGAUUUCUUGGUGCAAUUUGGAGUGAAUUUAUAUGCGUUGGACAUAGACAACCACACGGCGCAAGAUUUGGCUGCCAUCAAUAACAGGGAUAAUAUUUUGAGAUAUCUGGACGCUGCGGCCGCAAACCUAGAAGCAGUUGACAAGAAAAAAGUUCGAGACUUGAAAGAGCGGGCGAAAAAGAAAUCCGCCAAACGGGCGCAAGAGUACACCGCCAGGCAACAGAAGGCAGAUCAGGCGAAGGAUGAACAACGGAUUAGGCCGCACCGGCCGUCCAACAUGCUGCAAAUGCUGAAGCACAAAAUUUGGUCCGGUAGCCAAGGGAAUUUGAAGAGUUCAAACAAGGACAAUUUGAACAAUAAUUCGACCAAGUUUAGUGCACUGGUUGCUGGUACUGUGACAGGAUCUCGCGGUGCAGUGAAGAAACGAGCAGAAGCGUCCAAACUGCGACAGCAGAUGGAGAAUGGAGGAUUUAAAAUCGGAGAAGUUGAACCAACGGGCAAACGCAGCGUUCGUUCUAUCCAGGGUUUACAACGAGAUUCGGAAAUUCUGUACGUAGGCACGUACAACUCGUCGGAGGAUAACAGUAAGCGAGGCAAAAUUAAGGAUGUGUUCGAUGUCGACUCCAACGGCUAUGAGGAAGUCGAUGACGAUAGUGAAAGCAAUGGAUCUAGUGCAAAGUUCAACACGAUUUCGCGGUCAGUUAGCCAACCAGAUUUCCUGACGAACCUAAAUGACGAGCUGACGAACGAUGUCAUGCUUCAAAAUCGACCCAGUAUUUUCAACAGGCCAUCGGGGAAUUUGGCAAUGACCCGUUCGGUAUCUACUGUGCUGGCACAAUUGGGAAACGAAAACUCUGCCAACGACUCGUCGGAUGGAUCUACGAUAGCCAAACCGAAAAAUGGACCUAUAAAACCUCGUUCGCAGUUGGUCAUUUCGGAUUCAGAAAGCGAUGCGGACAGUUCGGAUAAUGAAGAAAGCGAGUCCCUUGCGGUCUUGAGGUUUUUGGCAGCAUUCAAGCUUGAAGACCACUAUCCUAUUUUUCAGAAAAACGAAAUCGACAUGGAAACCUUAAUGCUGCUUACAGAGAGUGACAUAAAAUCGUUGGGUUUGCCUAUCGGUCCACAUAGGAGAUUGUGUAUUGCGAUCCAGGAACGAAAAGAAGCACUCGCCAGUCCUGGAACUAUAUUGGAUAGUCGCUUGUAGGGGCUGUUGGGCUGCCAUUCCAAGUACCAGGCUAGUAUUAAAAUUGAAUUAAUCGUAAGCAAAACUUGACUUGGAAUGGUAGUGUGCAUACAUUAGGAAACCGUGUUCUUUCUUUGGGAACUGUACAAUAUGAACUCCGUGCUGUAAAUAACGAAUUAAAUUAUUCUUCAAACUUUUAUUAAA